GCCAAUAAUGGAGAAAUAAAAAAGGAAGAAGCAUGGAGCACACAAUGAAUCCAAGAGUCUGUGGAAUUACACAUUAUCUCCAGGUUGGUCCUAAGAAGAAGUCAAGAUACUUAAGCUUGCAUUACAGAAAUUCGGUAUUGGCAAAUGGAGAAGCAUCAUUUAAUCAGAAUGUUUGCCAGAUAAAUCUAUUGGAUAAAUCUACAUUUAAACUUAGAGAAUGCUUGGAUAAUAAUCAUUAGGAGAUUUUAUGGGUAUGCACUACUUUAUACAAUUAAAAUAGGAUUGUAGAUUGAUUUAGAAAAGGUUUGGAUAGACAACAAUCAAAAAAAGGGAGUUAUGAGGAAAAACGGGUGUGUUAUUAAUACAGGUGAUAAUCCAAAUAAAGAAGAAAGGAAACAAAGAAUUGAAGAUAAUAGAUAGAAGUACUCCAUAACUUAAGAGGAAGUAAGAUUAUCCAAGUAUUAUUUGAGAUUAAUAAAAUCAAGUUGCCUCGCUUCAAAAAUGAUUGUGUUGCUAAAUAUUUCACAAUAUAAGAAAUUGAAAAUGAUUAAUUUACAACUAUUGAAAAAUUAUAGCAUUUUGUGAACCUGGAAGUAGAAAUAGAUAAAAAACUAAAGAAAAUUUUGUUUAUGAAAUCCAAUACAAAUGGCAAUGGCAUUUUAAAUGGUAAUGGCAAUCAUAUUACGAAUAAUCACUUAGAUGAAUAAAAAUGA
Messenger RNA from Paramecium octaurelia, 713 nucleotides. The record is from the annotation of a GenBank genome assembly. NCBI's taxonomy places the organism in Eukaryota, Ciliophora, Oligohymenophorea, Peniculida, Parameciidae.